AUGUCUGGUCCCUCAUCGCUUUGGUUGGUCUUAAUCGUACUGCUUGGCAUCAAAGUUGCUUCCCUUCCUAAUGACGGAAUUACCUACAACAAGGAUCACCUCAAGGACACGACUUGUGAAAAGGACAAUCCAGGUAAGACCUGUGUGGAAUUGGACCUGGACGACUUCGAAACGUACUUUGUCAGCCUGUUCGCGUCGCAUAGCCACAGAUGGAUUUUGGUCUCAACGUUCAGUAAGUGAAAGAUGCCAGUUUAAGCUUUGCUUAUCACUUUGUGUACCGUUUUCUAAAGGAUUGGGUUUCAGGUGUGAACGGAAGCGCUGAGGAAUUUUUCGCAGAAGAUACCGCCGACAAAAGUAGGUUAAAAUUUACUGCUUGGUUGGGGUAGCAUCCACCCGUUGUCUAGUUAGGAUUACUAAAAUUUUGAGCAAAGGAAGAAAGGGAAUUUAUUUUAAUUGUUUUUCAAAUUUACUUUUUUUCAGCCAAUAUAGAGAGCUAUUAUAAAGGAGUUUACCUACCGAUCCAUGAAAACAGACCCUAUUUUUAUCACAUGGAAUAUGCACCCGACGGAAGUUACGAAGAAUCUUCAGUAUAUACGUUUGACGGUUCUCGAACGUGGAGCUACAAAAUAAAUGUAAGUUUUGGGCCUGUGCUUUUUUUUAAACAUGGCACUGGAACGAACUUUUCUGUACCAAAUCCCCCUCCCCCCCCGAGCGAUUUGUUAUACAGGCGCUCUACUGUAUUUGCUUUGAGAAAAGGUUACGAACAAAAACGUUUUUUUGGUUUAGAUUGAAUAUGUUUAAGGGUCCAGGAAGAUUACCGGGCGCUUGGUACGAAGGCCCUGUGUUCACAUACAAAGGCUACAUAUUUAUUGGUCGAUAUAUUUGGAUCAAAAAAAUCGAAGGUUUUUACAAACCUAAUAGUGUCAGUCUUAUCUUUUUGUAUGUUUUUAAAACUCAAUUUUUGUUUUUUAAGAAACGAAAGACUGUAACUACGUUGAAUUUGACCUUUUCAUGUAACUAUAAUAUUUACAGACGGGAUGCUGCUCCUGA
Bursaphelenchus okinawaensis is the source of this 1050-nucleotide messenger RNA. NCBI's taxonomy places the organism in Eukaryota, Metazoa, Nematoda, Chromadorea, Rhabditida, Aphelenchoididae. The record is from the annotation of a GenBank genome assembly.